Bipolaris victoriae FI3 is the source of this 498-nucleotide messenger RNA. RefSeq lists its product as hypothetical. The record is from RefSeq and is a predicted model, not a curated record. NCBI's taxonomy places the organism in Eukaryota, Fungi, Ascomycota, Dothideomycetes, Pleosporales, Pleosporaceae. The coding region runs from base 1 to 498 and encodes 165 amino acids. The transcript has a single exon.
AUGUUCCACUACGCAUCCAAAUGUCUCCUCUCCGUCCUCUUCAUUGCCUCUGUCGCAUCUAGCGCAGCGUUCCCUUCCUCGCAAGCUCUCGAGCCUCGACAAGGCGCAUGCCUAUCCUCACUGGUCCGCCCCAACCCCGUCAACAACGUCGGACGAAUCUCGUUCCAGCGAUACAUCGAUGAGCCGAGAACCACCGGAGAGCGAGCAGACGCCUCGUGGGCACCCAACAACCUAAUUGACGUCCACAUGACCGUCCCGACCAAUGUCUACACCACCCAAAAUAUCAAUGUCUACGUCACCAACCGCAGCACCAGAGGCAAUGCCAUCAUUCUUACCAACUUCCAGGACACGCUGCUAUCUACUCAGCCUCGUGCGCAGAUUAGAAUAACGGUGCCUGGGCAGACACGCGCAAACGGUGUCGUCAGGCCCGGUAUGGCAUCCCCAUGUGUGCAUCUGCCACGCCUUGACGGCACGUGGUACUUCCAGGUUGAACAGUAA